AUCUUUGAAAUCGAUAACAAUUACAACUCGCAGAUUCAAGAUUAUAGACAACAACAACAACAAAUCAACUAUUUACAACAACUUUCACAAACACUGCAACAACAAUCUCCACCACAGUCAGAAGCAGCAGCAUCAAAUGAUGUAGAAAUGACAUCACAUGAAGAUCCUAUCAUGGAACAAGUUGAGGAAACUGACGAUGCAAUGGAGAUCGAUUCUGUAUUCCAUAUGAAAAGAUCAAGGACCAGUUGA
Heterostelium album PN500 is the source of this 249-nucleotide messenger RNA. RefSeq lists its product as uncharacterized. The transcript has a single exon. The record is from RefSeq and is a predicted model, not a curated record. The annotation marks the transcript as partial. Lineage: Eukaryota; Evosea; Eumycetozoa; Acytosteliales; Acytosteliaceae.